GCCCUUUCUUCUUUUUUUUAUUUUAUACAAUUUUUUAUCACAAUGAAUAUGACGUGCGGCGAGGACCAAAGCUGGUUUUACAUCCAACAUAAAUCAACAGGCAAAGUUAUUGCUUCUGCUUGUGAUGACCAUAAUGAUCAUGCAAGAUCACAAGUGGUGGUUAUUAAACCGCGUUAUACGAGUAACGAACUAUGGUGUUGGGACGAAGAUUGUCUAAAGAAUAAGGCUACAGGGCUGGUCCUGGAUAUACGUAAAGGAAAACUUCGCUUGAUUGAGGAUACCGAGAUUUGCCUGUAUUACAAGAAACCACCACAAGAGGCACAUAAUCAACUCUGGGGCAUUCGACCUGCUGCUGGUUCAGUAGGGUCGGCGGCCGAACAUCCAUUACAUCAGAACCAAGUCGGGAUUGUGAUAUAUUCGAUUUGUAACAGCGACUGGGUUUUUGACAUUUGCAGCCAUGAAAACCCGACCGAGAAAGAGCGACAAAACUUGAUUUUAUUCCCACAUCAAAGUUCUAGCCAGCAUCAAACAUGGGACUUUAUACCUGAAAAUGACGUCAAUACCAAUGCAUAUGCUACUGUUCAAGAACCAGGCCUUGUCUACGAUGAUAGCUCACUCGAAUCCAGUUUAAUUGAUGAUUAUAAUUACGAUCGAGGUAGUUCUGUUUCCUCAAAUUCAUGCGAGUCUGUGGGUUUUGCACAUGGUCUCUCUCCCGCCAAACGCUCCUCUCAAACUUCACUCACUUCUGCCAGCAGAAAUGCAAGCCUGGAGAAUAUUUACACCAAUUCAUCUCAAUUUCAUCAAACUUAUCAUUAUUAACAAAAAUAAAAGACUCCCGCAUUAUCAUUCUCCCCCCAUAUCAUAAUAUCAGAAACAAGUUAAUUUCACUAGUGUGAUUAGUUUUUUUUUUUUCUUUUUUUUUUAACCAUAUAAAAUAAAUCACUCUUGAAUCACAG
Messenger RNA from Mucor mucedo, 956 nucleotides. RefSeq lists its product as uncharacterized. The coding region runs from base 43 to 819 and encodes 258 amino acids. The record is from RefSeq and is a predicted model, not a curated record. NCBI's taxonomy places the organism in Eukaryota, Fungi, Mucoromycota, Mucoromycetes, Mucorales, Mucoraceae. The transcript is spliced from 2 exons.